Molecule: messenger RNA, 705 nt
Organism: Diabrotica balteata
Lineage: Eukaryota; Metazoa; Arthropoda; Insecta; Coleoptera; Chrysomelidae
Source: the annotation of a GenBank genome assembly
AUGAUGAAAAUGAUGGGAGUAUAUGGUGUAGUGGUGGUGGUGUGUUUGAGUUUUUCGGGUAGUUCUGGGUACUUUUUCGAUGAUUUGAUGGAAGAGCAGAGCGAUGAUACUGCGUUAGUGGAAAGCACGAUCAGAGAGGCGAGGGCUGUGAGGCCUCAGAGCAUACACGACCUUUUAAAACCUGGUGUUAAGGAAGCUUAUAUACACACAUACGGCGACGAACCUGGAGCGGAUGGAAACGUUCAAGGUUUUCUAAAAAAGACCAACGAUAAAGGAGACGACGGCUACAAGCACUUUGACAGCUAUCAUAAAAAAGAUGCUGAUAAAUAUGGGUUUGAAGUUCAUUCCGAAUACGGAAAGUUAAACAAGGCAGACAUCGAUACUGCAAGCGGUAGAAAGGAGGCUACUUCUAACAAAGAUAAUGCUGAUGAAACCAAAAAGACCUAUAAAGUGGUAGAGGAUCCAGAAAGUAACAGCCAAUAUUAUGGAGAUUACGAAGGAGAAGGGGAAUCUGAAAAAUAUGCUGAUAGUGAGUCAAAUUCAGAAGCUGAAGAGGAAGAGGAGUCCAGUCCUUACUCUUCACUUUACUCUAACAGUGAUGCAGAAAGUGAUGGAGAUGAUGGUGAAAAAUCUUCGUAUACUUCCAGUGCCGAUGAUGGUGAUGAAGAAUCGGAAAGUUAUACAAACGACGACGAGGAAGAAUAA